Molecule: messenger RNA, 6207 nt
Organism: Cervus elaphus (red deer)
Lineage: Eukaryota; Metazoa; Chordata; Mammalia; Artiodactyla; Cervidae
Product: zinc finger protein 2 homolog
Exons: 5
Coding region: 1767-2555 (262 amino acids)
Source: RefSeq, a predicted model, not a curated record
AACACACACACACAUCAAGUCAAUGAAUUGUCCAGGCGUAGAAGUCAUUUCCAAAACUUACACACAUGGAAGUGUAACCUGUAAGUCCCUCACAUAAGUGACAGCACUAUGGAUUCAUUCAGUUGCACAGAGCAACCUUUUUGGCAUCAGGGACCUGUUUCUUGGAAGACAAUUUUUCAUGGGGGCGGGGAUGGGGAAAGUUGUGGUGAUGGUGGUAUGGUUUGGGGAUGCCUCAAGCACAUUACAUUUAUUGUGCACUUUAUUUCUGGCCCACGGAGCUGUAAGCUGUUUUACCUUAAAACUGCUAUAGGCAGUAACUUCUAAGCACCGUCAGCUUAUUGAGAAGCACCUCCCGAACCGCCCCCUGCCCCGCCCUCUUUCCUGCGAACCAGACCGGAGCGCUCUCCUCGCCCCGCCCCGUCCUGCCCCUCGCCGGAAGCGCUCCGCCCGGCCUCCGACCCCGGAAGUCCUGCUUCUGACCCGGCGCCGGCGUUUUCUGAAAGGACCUGGAAGUGGAGCGCGAGGAGCGAAGGUCGUACAAGGAAGGGUAGAUUUCUCCUUUCUAGUGAAAUUCCGCGCUGCGAGGCCUGUCUUACUUCGUUCUUAGGGUCUUGUGAGUAACUGCGGAUCCAAACUCCCCACUGCCGUCCCCACCCCGGAAUGGACCAAGGCCUGGUAUGUGACCUGAAGGGGAUCGUGGAGUUGGUUGGGCUGCCCACUGCUGCUGUGUACAUGAGGCCUCACCAGAAGGGGAGCGAGAUCUGAUGGAAAGUGUGGGGAGAAACCCCGUGUUGGUCUCUGUGUGGGAGUUGACUGCCCUGAGUCUCUCCUGUGACAGUGAGCAGCGGAGGACUGUCUGUUCCACAUGAUUGACCUCUAAAGUCUCAUGUUGCCUGAGGAAGACACACAGAAGAUGAGGAAGAGGAAAGAAGAGAAGUCAGGCAUGGCUCUUCCUCAGGAACAGUUGACUUUCAAGGAUGUGGCCAGGAGAUUUCUCUCCUGAAGAGUAGGAAUGCCUGGACCCUGCUCAGAGGGCCUUGUACAGGGACGUGAUGGUGGAGACCUACAGGAACCUGCUCUCCCUGGAUAUCUCACCCAUACAUGUGAUUAAGCAAUUAGAGCUAAAAUCGAACAGUGACACAAGAAAAGUACUUCAAACAGUGUUGCUGAGAAGACCCAAAAGUCUUGAAAUCAAACAUUUUUACCUCAGGGAAAUGCAGGAAAAUAUGAAUGACUUUGAGUCUCAGCAGAGAUGUGAUGAAAGAAAUUAUAAAGGAAUGCCUGUGACCAAUAACAGAAGUCUCACCGAUGGAAGACAUUGCUGUUGUCAAAGGGAUGUCAGAAUCAAGCCUGUUGAAAAUUGGCUUGGUUUAAACUUUCAGGAUGAACUCCACAUAAUAAGAAGUGAAGGGGAAAUGAAUGGAUUUGAUGACCCUGACAAGAAAAUCAACAGUAGUGUCCCAUUUUCACCACUUCAUAUAAUUUCUCCUAGAGUUCAAACCAGUGUUUCUAACACAGAUGAAAAAUGACUUUAUGCAUUCCUCAGUCCUGACACAGGACCAGAAAGCACACAGCAAAAGACCUUACAAAUGUAGCAAGUGUAACAAAACCUUCCUCAAUAGCUCAAACCUCACCAGACAUCACACAGUCCACACAGGAGCAAAAAUAUUUAAAUGUGAUUUAUGUGACAAAGUCUUUAGUCGAAAUGCAAGACUUAUAAAUCAUGGGAGAACUCACAGUGGAGAGAAACCUUACAAAUGUAAUGAAUGUGGAAAAGGCAUCAGAAAAUUCAUACAGGAAAGAAGUUCUGUGAAUGUGAUCUCUGCAACAAAAUCUUCAGUAAUAAUUCAAGCCUUGCAACUCAUCGGAGAGUUCAUACUGGGGAGAAACCUUAUAAAUGUAAUGAGUGUGGCAAAGCUUUUAGUCUGUUUGCAACCCUUGCACGGCAUCAUAGAGUUCAUACUGGAGAGAAACCUUACCAGUGUAAUGAGUGUGGAAAAAUCUUUAGUCACCACUCUAACCUCAUCAGACAUCAGAAAAUUCAUACCAGAAAGAAGUUAUAUGAAUGUGAUAUGUGUAGCGAGGUCUUCAGUCGAAAUAAAAACCUUGCAAUUCAUCAGAAGGUUCAUACUGGAGAUAAACCCUAUAAGUGUAAUGAGUGUGACAGGAGGUUUAGUGACAGUUCACAUCUUGCAAGUCAUCAGAGAACUCAUACUGGAGAGAAACCUUACAAAUGUAAUGAGUGUGGCAAAGUUUUCACUAUACGUGCAACUCUUGGAAGACACCAGAGAGUUCAUAUUGCAAAGAAACCUAACAAAUGUAAUGAAUGUGGCCAGAUCUUUACUCAAAAAUCAAGCCUUACACGUCAUCAACAAAUUCAUUCUGGAAUGAAACCUUUCAAAUGUAGUGAUUGUGGCAAAGCCUUCCGUCAAAAUUCACACCUUACAAGUCAUGGGAGAGUACAUUUUGUAAAGAAACCUUUCAACUACAUUGAGUGUGCAAAAUCCUUUACUCAAGUCUCAGCCCUUACUACAUACAAGAAAAUCCAGACAUGAGAGAAACCAUAUAAAUAUCAUAUAUAUUGGAAAGUCUUCAGAAUUAAAAAUUCACACCUUACAGUUCUUUGGAGAACUGUUACUGGAGAGAAACCAUACAAGUAUCUUUAAGUCUGGCAAAGCUUUUGUGCAUUCGGUCUGACCAUCAUAUAUGGAAGGAAUGGAAGGAAACCUUACAAAUGUCAUAAUGGAAGGAAGUGUCAUAUGGAAGGAAUGUCAUUAAUGUCAUAAUGGAAGGAAACCUUACAAAUGUCAUGACUGUCUCAGUGUGUUUAGUCAAAGUUUAUACCUCAUGACCCCCCAAAUUACUCAUACUAGAGAGAGACUUAAUAAAUGUAAUGAAAGUUUUUCAGUGUCCUUUCAAGCCUAACUCAUGAGAUGGUCCAUACUGAUGAGAGACCUUGAAAAUACGGUGAUGUGGCAGUGCAUUUAGCAUGUGUUCACAUCCUAAAGUUCAUGAGAAAAUUCAUACUGGAUAGAAACUAGGUAGAUGUACUUUGUGUAGUCAGGCCUUCAGAAAAUGAAUUUGUUCUGGAAAGAAUCCUCACAAGUAUCAUGAAUGUGAGAAAUGUAUGCUCGGGGCUCACAUCUCACCAGAAUUUAGGUAAUAAAUCAGUGGACAAAACAUGAAAGAAAGGGAUAAAUUUUGCAAAUCUUUUAUGUUGUGCCCUAAACUCAGGGCACAAUACAAUGAGGAGACUUAACCUGACAGUACAGUGGUUAAGACUCCAUGGUUCCACUGUGGUGGGGGCGGGGGGGGAGGUAGAGCUCAAGUUUGAACCCUUGUCGGGGAACUCAGAUCCCACAUGCCUCAGGGUGUGGCUGAGAAAUAAAUUUUUUAAAUUGAAUUUUUAAAAAUUGCAAAAAAAAAAUUACAGUGAAUAUGGCAAAGUUUCAAAUUAUUGGUUCUUUGUCACUAGAUAUCAGAAUCUUUAUUCCUGGAGAAAACAGAAAUGUAACGUAUGUGGCAGAGGUUUUACCCAAAGAUCACAAAUAAGGGGACAUACUGAAGCGUUUGCUCCCAAAUUCUGUGGGUCUGGCAAAACCUUUACCUUGAGUUCAAAUAUUAGGCAAUAGCAGAGAGUCUGUCAUGAAGAGAAGACACGUAAAUGUAGACCAGGAGCUUUAUCCAGGCCUCAUAGUGCACGAAGCUUCAGAAUACAUGUUUUUGAGAAAUACUAAGAGUCGGACAUGACUGAGCGACUGAACUGAACUGAUACUAAAUAAUGUGUGUACUAAUUCUUGUAAUUGAAGAUCCCAGCUGUGGAACAUAGAGGUAUCAUGUUGGAGAAGAUGCUUUCCAGUGUUAUGAAUCUGUAAAGAUUUUCAUCAAGUGCCCUCGCCUUUGGUGUAAUGAGAUAAUUCAUAUAAGUCAAAGUAUACAGAUAUUCUGAACAUGGAACCACUUUUAAGAAACAGUGCAUUCUCAGGGAACAUCAUAAGAUUCAUAUUUGGGAAAUAUGUGAUAAAUUUGGGUAACUUUUUGAGCACUUCUUACAAUACACCACACAUCAAAUAAUACAUAUUAGGAAUAAAUAACCCUAAUAAAUAAGGACAACUAUGGUCCAUAUUAAUCUGAGAUAUUACAUACUACAGAAUUAUUACAAGUCACAGCAUGUUAAAACUUAAUGACAUAAUGUAUACAUGAGAGUAAGGACAUAUGUGGAAAUGGCCCAUUAUCUUCAGUGUGGUGGUGGUUUAGUCGCUAAGUCGUGUUUGACUCUUGCAACUCCAUGGACUAUAUAGCCUGCUGAACUCCUCUGUCCAUGGAAUUCUCCAGGCAAGAAUAUUGGAGUGGGUGGCCAUUUCCUUCUCCAGGGGAUCUUUCUGACUCAGGAAUCGAACCCGGGUCUCCUGCAUUGCAGGCAGAUUCUUUACCGACUGAGCUAUAAGGGAAGCCCUAUCUUCAGUGUAUACAUAUUAGUUUUGAGUUUUCUUGAAAAGGCUACAUUACAGUUUAUGCCAUUCAACAUGAAGUUUGAAGUCUAUUGAUCUUACACCUUCAAUAUAGACCUUUGAAGAUGGUCUCUGGACAGGAGUCAGUAAGAUGAAGGGGCAGACUCCAUUAGGUGUGGUUCCUUCAGCUUCAUGUUACCUGGAAAAAUGAGGACCCUGAAUUAUACAAUAGUGUGUGAAUUAUGCUUAGCAGCAGAUAAUAAUGUAAGACGAGGGCAUGAUUACUCAUCAUGCUUAUUGCAUCAUGCUCAUUGUGUUCAGGGUGCCUUUCUGUAGAUAGUUCACAGUGGGUUAUGGGACAGAAUCCUCCACCUACUGGCCUUGAACAGAGCAUGCAGGGCAUUAAGGGACUGGGCUCUUCAUGGGGGAAAAAUGACAGGUCACUAGGGACUGAUUAUCUGGUAGAAAUAAUGCAGAGGAAAACUUGGUCAUAUUUUCCAUUGGAUGGUUAUAACUGUUGUAUGUUUAAUGAGUUAUUUUUGGAGAUUGAACAGAGCAGUUAUCUUCACAGGAAAAUAUAUGCAUUAGAAUAUUGCUUGUAUGAGUAUGAUCCACAUUUAACUGCUGCAGUUACAUUUGCUUCUGUGUAAUUUAAAGUGUUUCAUAUGUCUCCUACUGUAAUUAAUAAAUUUAGUUACUUUGUCAACCCUCGAUGAAUCUUGUUGCUUCCACCAACACUUUUUUCCUGUCUCUAACUUUACAAGUAGAGAAGUUAGCAAUGCGCCAUUAGGUUCUCAGGAUUGAAAGAAUCUGUAGUAAUUUCUUUCAAAUAUGGAAUCAAACAGGGUACCAUUUGAGGAUUAAAUACUCAAUUUGUACUUGCAUUAUUCUUUCCACUCUGUUCCAAGCUAUUCAGAUGGGCAUAAUGAAAACAUCAUAACUGUAUAUUUCAGACUCUUGACUUCUAUUAAUGUGCAAAAAUUUAACAGUAAAUUUAAAAAAUUGAUUUUAUUGAAUGACUUAUCAGUUUGGCAGCAUCCCUUAUAGUAAAUUAAGAGAUUCUCUAAGGAGCUGUGUCCUGCUUCACCAAAACAACCGUUCUACAGACUUUCUGCCUCUACCUCUUCAGAACAGGUCCUGGAAGCUGUCUCUGAGUCCUUGUUCCCUUGGCUGUAGUCCUCAUUCUGCCUGAAAUGAAACAACUCACAACUCUUGGUUUGUGUGUUUUUUAAAGUCGACAGAAUCAUAAACAGAAAAUUUUUUUUAAUUUUUUUAUUGAAUCUAUAUGGGAUGAUGGAUGCUUACUGACUUAAUGAUAACUAUUUCAAUAUAUGAAAGAACAUUAUGCUGUACACCUAAAUCUCAUACAGUGAUGUAUGUCAAGUUCAUCUCAAUAACACUGGGAGGAAAAGUUUUCAAAGGCAAAACACUUUGGAGAAAAAAGAAUGAACAGUGCAAUUUAGAGCAGUUUUGUUUGUUUGUUUGUUUUUAGCGUGUCUUAUUCUCUUUAAAGCAAUGGUUAGUGUCGGAAAUUAUCACACGGCUUAGUCCUUAACUCAGACUCCAGGAUUAGUCCCUGAGUGCCUGGAACUGACAGUGUGUUGUCAUUCAGCCUCAUUCAUCCUGACUGAAUGAGGAAUAGAAAGGAAAAACUGUUCUCUAGGGUAGAAUUCUACCCAGGGAGCAUUUUGUAUUUCUCAUUCUAGUUUUUAUUAUCGAGGCAAAUCCAGUUCUUCGUUCCUUUAACUGCCUAAAU